AGAAACACCGAGGAUUGGUAUUUCAUCAUGAGGCCUACCGGUUAAAGGGGGCGUGUACAUUAGGACUAAAUGAUGUACGCUACAGAAAAGACCAAUUGGACAAUAUCUUAUUGAAUUAGCACACCUGCGGGCCAAUUACAGAUGAGAAGUCCUGAUUGACAUUCAGGAUGACCAAUGAAUUAACUCUGCUUCUAAAACAUAAACACCCGCCUUUACAGUAAGUCUGAGCCAAUAGUAUGCGGAAACGUGCUGAUUGACGCUCAGACUGACCAAUGAGCGUUUUCGGGACGGACACGAACGAGAGCUCGGCAGGGUUUUGUUGUUGUUUUUGUAAUCCAUAUGAUACAGGACGGCGUUUGUGCUUCUCUCUUCGAGCAGUUUUAGACCGACCGGAAACCUGGAAUGCACGUGAUAAAAACGUAUUAAUAUAUAUUUAUCUAUAGAUCUAUUUUUAGAUGUCAUGUCCGCAAUAGGUGUUGAAAAUGAGACAUUUAUAGACUGACCGCUACGGAGGGCUGUUUAUUUAUCCUUUAUCGUCACGAUGUUGUUUGCUCAUCCUGGCUAAAGCUAGCCUGUUAGCUGACGCGAACAGAAACUCUGUGAAGCCUCCCUCACAGUCUCCUCCUGUGUUUGAGGGAGUGUAUAAUAAUUCCCGGAUGCUCCAUUUCCUCACGGCUGUAGUUGGCUCUAGGUGUGACGUGCGGGUGAAGAACGGCAGUGUGUACGAGGGGAUCUUUAAGACACUAAGUUCAAGAUGUGAGCUAGCGGUGGAUGCUGUGCACAAACUAAGGACUGAGGAAGGGGAUGGCUGUGGAGGUGGUACAUCCACACACCCCAGGAGAGAGGAGAUCACGGACACCAUGAUCUUUAGCCCCAAUGACUUGAUCACCAUGACCUGCAGAGAUGUGGAUCUCAAUUUUGCUACACGAGACACCUUUACAGACUCGGCGAUCAGCUCGUCCAGAGUAAACGGUGAUCACAGAGAGAAGGUGCUGCAGAGGUGGGAUGGUGGAGACAGCAACGGAGAGAACUACGAUCUAGAUACAGACACAACUAAUGGUUGGGAUGCCAGUGAGAUGUUCCGCUUCAACGAAGAAACGUAUGGGGUGAAGUCCACCUAUGACUCGAGCCUCUCGAUGUACACGGUUCCUCUAGAGCGAGGUAGCUCGGAGGGUUUCCGGCAGCGAGAGGCGCGAGCUGCGCGACUGGCUAACGAGAUUGAGGCCAGCGCACAGUACCGCCACAGAGUGGCGCUAGAGAACGACGAAGGGAGGAGCGAGGAAGACAAGUUCAGUGCCGUGAUACGGGAUGGAGGCGAGAGAGAGAGGGGGAGAGACAGCCCUGGCUUCUCUGGCCCCGGGAGCCGGGACGGCAAAUACAUUCCCUUACCCCAAAGAGCGAGAGAACGAGAAAUCGGUACAUCCAGAGGUGACCGAGAAAGAGGAGGACCCUCGUCCUCUCUUCCUAAUCGAACGAACAGACCCGCCCCCUCGAGCUCGUCCCCCAGGCCACCUCUUCCUUCUGGCAGCGGUCAGCCCACACCGCCUUCUGAUAGGAAUAGUCCGUUGUCGAUCAGAGGUGGAUAUUCUCCCCACCAAGCACAGUGUAGCCCACCUGCUCAGCCCCGGCCCUUAGAGGCAGGCCAUGCCAGUCCUCCUGUCCCACACAUGCUCCCCCAUUCUCUUUCACACCCCCAGUCUCUGUCUGACUCUACACGACCUGUUAAUGGAGUGUCAUCUAGAACAUCUCCCAAAUCUCAAAGGCCUGCACAGCCCAGAAGCUUGCGUACCAACUCUCACUCUUCACCUACAGUCUCCCAUUCCCCCAAACCCGAUGCACCCAACCAGGAUCCCCCUCUGACCACUCCUACCUACCUGGACACCUCAUCAGUUACCAUGGUGACCCCGAAGCCCUCGGGCCCCACCCCACUCUUCCCUGUAGAUGUGAAUGAGAUCUUAUCCAAGGAGAGGACAGAGAGCCCUGCUAGUCCUCAGGAAGGCAAGGGCUGUAAAGCUGCCUCACUUCAGCAAAGGUCACAGAUUGAGGAACUUCGCAAGUUUGGGAAGGAGUUCAGACUUCACUCUAGCUCCUCGCCCUCUAGCCCCAACACUUCAGCCACACCCGGUGAUCCUGCUCAGCCAAGCCCUACCCAAAGCACACAGACAGACUCCACCCCUUCCGCAGAGCCCAAGGUGGUGUCGCCUACAACUACUCCAACACAGGAGCUUCCGUCAGAUGAAGCAGGCAGAGAAACGAGCGCCGACGGUCCGGCUGCAGCCACCCCGCCAUCUGUCACACCCGCCGUCACACCUUCUGUCACACCUGCUGGUGUUUCCCAACCAUCUGGUGCAGAUGGACAAACAGCAGUACCGCCCCAUCCUGCGAGGACACCAGGCAGGGAGGACGGCAGACCAGAGAUCGCGGACAGAGCGGAGGGUGUAGCUGAUCAAGUGAAGAAGUCCACACUAAAUCCCAAUGCCAAAGAGUUCAAUCCUGCCAAGGCACCUCUGACUAUGGUGAAGCCUUCUGCAACCCCCACGACUCCACGACCCACACCUCCAAGCCCCUCAGUGGUGCUCCAGCCUCCUACAGGACAAGGUACCAUGUACACCCCUCAGUACCUGGGCUACGUCUCAACAAUACCCUUACAGGGCCACUCUGUGCAGGCCCCUCAGAUGUACCAGUAUGCCGUGUCUACCGUGAGCCAGGGAAAGUAUCCCAGAGCUAAAGGCUCGGUGGUUCCCUCUCGUCCAGACCACAACUCGUCGGCACCUCCUAUGAUCCAGGCAGCGGCGUCGGCAGCAGGUCCUCCUCUUGUGGCUUCUCCUUAUCCUCAGUCUUACCUGCAGUAUAGCCAGGUCAUCCCUGCCAUGCCACACUAUCCUGGACAGCCGGUGUAUUCCAUGCUGCAAAGUGGAGCACGUAUGCUGAGUUCGGCGGGACACCCUCAGACUCUUGGACCUCCUGGUCCUCAAUACCCCGGCCAGUCUGAGGGACCCCCAGGAGCCCAGCAGGGCAUGUAUGCCCCCCAGUCAUUCUCUCAUCACUCAGGCUCCAUGCAUCCUCCGCAGCCCUCCACCACUCCCACCGGCAACCAGCCGCCCCCGCAACACCCCGCCCCCAGCCCAGGACAGUCUGGUCAGUCAGGUCCACAGCCACAGACCUUGUAUCAUUCAGCUCCUCUGUCAGCUCCCACUCCCCCUAACAUGCCCCCAGGCCACAGCUCUCCCCAGGCUUCAUACUACAGCCUGCCAGGACACCAGCCCCUACCCCACCCCUACUCAUCCAUUGGGCAGCUCACACAGGCUCAUGUCCAAGGACAACUGUCGGGUCCUCACCACUCUGGGGGUCAUGGGCCUCCUCCGAUGAUGCUGCUUCAUGCUGCCCCUCCUCCUCAACAGGGUCCUGGUUCUGGUCCUGGCCCCCAGCACCCCUCACAUGCACCCCCACCACCCCAACAAGGAACUCAUCAGCACUACACCUACAUCGGGCACCCGUCAGCUGUGCAGGUGCAGCCCCACCCUUCCCAGCAGCUGCCCUUCCACCCUCCUGGAAACUGAGUCAGAAUUCAGGCUCCAUCUGCCCCUUGUCUUUUGUGAUUUGAGUGAGAAUUCCUCUUGCUGAUUCUGGACCAGGCACAUCUACACUCUCUCUCUCUCUCUCUCUCUCUCUUCUCUCUCACACACACACUCGCGCUCUCUCUCUCGCUCUCUCUCUCGCUCUCUCUCACACACACACACACACACACACACACACACACACACACACACACACACACACACACACACACACACAAACACAAACUUCUUUCCCUUUGCUCCAGAAACAGACUUUUUUUGUUUUUAUUCUUAUCAAUUGGAAGGACUUUCCUUUUUUGUUUAAGUUGAAAGGACAGGUGCACAGAGUGUGUCUAAAAUGGAGGGAACGAGCAAACGAGUGAGAAUGACCAAGUGAGCAUGAUUGAAUGAAACAGCUGAAAGAAUGAAAUGUUUUAUAAAAAAAAAAAAAGCAAGAUUUCUCCCUUCCUCCUCAAACCCUAAUUAAAUAAAUAAUAAAAUGACUAAAAAAAGGAAAAAAAAAUAAAAUAUACAAAAAAUAAACAAAACUUCAAACUCUAAA
Ictalurus furcatus (blue catfish) is the source of this 4119-nucleotide messenger RNA. It is a transcript of the gene atxn2l, whose product is annotated as ataxin 2-like. Bases 657 to 3560 code for a protein of 967 amino acids. Gene Ontology annotation, biological process: cytoplasmic stress granule assembly. Gene Ontology annotation, cellular component: cytoplasmic stress granule. Gene Ontology annotation, molecular function: RNA binding. The transcript is spliced from 23 exons. Lineage: Eukaryota; Metazoa; Chordata; Actinopteri; Siluriformes; Ictaluridae. The record is from RefSeq and is a predicted model, not a curated record.